GGGAGUGAGGGUGAGCAAGGGUGAGGGGUCGAAGUCGAAGUGUGCAUUAUUCCGGUGGUGAUUUGGAGCGAAAAGUCAGGAUUUUGUCUUCGGCGUCGUCAAAUUCGUUGACCGGUGCCUGUUAAUUCCCCACAGCUGUCAUACGGAACAAUACCGCGGUCGUCGUAGAUAGAACAGAGUCGCGGGUCAAAUCGAAACGAAACGAUUCGAGAGGAGCGAGCUGUUGGACCCGGCCUCGUCCUAACCGACCGACUGACCGAUCGUCUCAAUCGAUUCGUUUUCUAGACGCUCAUCAUCUACCUAUUUCCAGCAUGGAAGCUCUGAUACCUGUGAUAAACAAGCUGCAAGAUGUGUUUAAUACCGUCGGUGCUACUGCGUUACAAUUGCCGCAAAUCGUCGUCCUGGGUACGCAGAGCUCUGGAAAGUCAUCUGUAAUAGAGAGCCUGGUGGGGCGCUCUUUUCUACCUCGAGGGACUGGUAUUGUCACACGACGUCCAUUAAUAUUACAACUUAUAUAUACGCCAAAGGAUGAUCGAGAACAUAGAAGCGCGGAGAAUGGUACUUUGGACUUGGAGGAAUGGGGAAUGUUUCUGCACACAAAAAACAAAAUCUAUAAAGAUUUCGAUGAUAUUCGUGCAGAAAUUGAAGCUGAAACUGACAGAAUGGCUGGCGCAAACAAAGGCAUUUGUCCAGAACCGAUUAAUCUUAAAAUAUACUCAAAGUCAGUUGUUAAUCUGACACUCAUAGAUCUACCUGGUAUCACAAAGGUACCAGUCGGUGAUCAACCAGAGGACAUUGAGAGUCAGAUUCGUGAACUUGUAUUAAAAUACAUAUGUAGUCCUAAUUCUAUAAUCUUAGCAGUUGUCACUGCCAAUACUGAUAUGGCUACAAGUGAAAGUUUGAAGUUAAGUAAAGAUGUUGAUCCAGAUGGUAGACGAACGCUAGCUGUUGUUACAAAAUUAGAUCUCAUGGAUGCUGGAACCGAUGCCAUAGAUAUUUUAUGUGGUAGAGUCAUUCCAGUUAAACUAGGUAUUAUAGGAGUUGUUAAUCGUUCUCAGCAAGAUAUAAUGAAUAACAAGAGUAUUCAGGAAGCACUGAAAGAUGAGGCUACAUUCUUGCAACGGAAAUAUCCAACAUUGGCAAGCAGGAAUGGGACUCCUUACUUGGCAAAGACUCUCAAUCGUUUACUUAUGCAACAUAUCAGGGAUUGUUUACCAGAAUUGAAGAACAGAGUGAAUACAAUGAUCGCGCAAUAUCAAACUCUGCUCAAUUCUUAUGGCGGAGACGUCGAGGAUAAAAGCCAAACCUUGCUGCAAAUAAUCACGAAAUUUGCAAAUAGUUAUUGUGCUACGAUCGAAGGUACUUCUAGAAACAUAGAAACCACAGAGCUGUGUGGCGGCGCUCGUAUCUGCUAUAUAUUUCAUGAAACAUUUGGUAAAACACUUGAUUCAAUUAAUCCGCUGGCGGACCUCAGUAAAGUGGAUAUACUAACCGCUAUUCGCAAUGCAACCGGUCCGAGACCGGCUCUUUUCGUGCCAGAAGUUUCUUUUGAAUUGCUAGUCAAACGUCAAAUACGAAAGUUGGAAGAUCCUUCGUUACGAUGCGUAGAACUCGUGCACGAAGAAAUGCAAAGUAUAAUACAGCAUUGUGGCACUGAGGUGCAACAGGAGAUGCUGCGUUUCCCUAAACUACACGAACGUAUUGUCGAUGUUGUUACGCAGUUACUACGUAGACGGCUCCCACAUACCAAUUCAAUGGUAGAAAACUUGGUGGCGAUAGAAUUGGCGUAUAUUAACACUAAACAUCCCGAUUUUCAUAAAGAUGCAGCAUUUGUGUCAUCUUUAUUAAAGGAUACUGAUAUAGAUCACAUGAAACACAACAAACGAUUACCUUCAGCAUCUAGUACCAUAAUCACCAAUGACACAAUUGUAAAAAAAUCAGUCAAUAAUCAAGAUGAGAACUCUGUUUCUGAUCAGACUAAGGAACAGCAAGGACAGCAAAAUCACUGGCUGCUAAGUAACUUGUUACUCCAGGGCAGAACGGACUCGACUAGUUCGAUGGAUGGUUCUCCAAUCAGGAUGCGCGAAAAUAGUAAUUCCUCGCAUCCGAAUCCAGCGAUUGAAAUACAAAAGGCAUCUCCACAACAAAAACCAGUAAAUCUACUCCCUGCGGUGCCAAUGCAGACAUCCCGAAAGCUUAGCGAGCGUGAACAACGGGAUUGUGAUAUUAUCGAAAGACUCAUAAGAUCAUACUUUUAUAUUGUACGAAAGUCUAUUCAGGAUAGUGUACCAAAGGCUGUUAUGCAUUUUCUAGUCAACUAUGUAAAAGAUAAUUUACAAAGUGAACUUGUCACACAUUUGUAUAAAUCAGAUCAGGCUGAGGCCCUGUUAGUUGAAAGCGAGCACAUUGCUGUCAGACGUAAAGAAACAGCAGACAUGCUUAAGGCAUUAACUCAAGCCAAUCACAUUAUUAGUGAAAUUAGGGAGACGCAUAUGUGGUAAUCAACUGCCUAAACCACUGGAUCCUAGUUAAAUUUAGUGUGGUAUGGCAAUGCAAGCAAUUCCUGCCGAGAGCCGGUGCAUCUGUACUAAAGGAAAACGGCCGAUCGACAAUGAGUACAGUCCCCGGUCUGAUGUCUCUUGUAGCCACGAGGUGCCGGCCCCUAGCCCGGUCGAAACGCA
Cataglyphis hispanica is the source of this 2681-nucleotide messenger RNA. It is a transcript of the gene Drp1, whose product is annotated as dynamin-1-like protein. Bases 312 to 2501 code for a protein of 729 amino acids. Gene Ontology annotation, molecular function: GTP binding; microtubule binding; GTPase activity. NCBI's taxonomy places the organism in Eukaryota, Metazoa, Arthropoda, Insecta, Hymenoptera, Formicidae. Gene Ontology annotation, cellular component: membrane; mitochondrion; cytoplasm. The transcript has 9 exons. Gene Ontology annotation, biological process: mitochondrial fission. The record is from RefSeq and is a predicted model, not a curated record.